AUAUUUAAUAAAUAAAAUAAUUCUUUCUCCAAUCUCGCUCGUUAGCCCGCAGCCCGCUCGCUCGCUCGCAUCGUUGAAACUUUGUUUCUAGAGUGGAAAACCGGAUUAAAGAUGAAGUUUUUCCCGUGAAACCGCUAAUAGAUGGCGUUUCACAAUCAUCUCUCGCACGAGAUGGCGCUGCAGCAUUUCACCGAGCAGCAUUUAGGGGAAAACACGGCGGUUUUAAGGAGUAUAAUACCGGAACAGCUAGGACAGACUUCGUCAGACGGGACUGGAGGUGCGGGGAAAGAACAGAAGGAUAUACAGAGAUUAAUGAUCGAGACAGGUGGAAAACCAAAGCAGCAACAACCGCCACCAGGACAGCAGCACCAUCUAGGUGGAGGAGGAGGCGGAGGUGGACCGACGUGGCUAAGCAACGCAAUUCUUAGGCAGCAGAACCAGUACGUUGACGGCAGCUUCCUACACUUGCAAACCAAUUCGGAUUCGCCGACGUCGGCCGCUUCGAACCAGUGGCUACCGCGGCCGAUUCUUCAACGGAACGCUAGCGAUGUCGGUGGCGGUGACGAUGUUCCUGUAUCGAGUGACUCGAUGAUUGCCGCUGCGAUGUCUCACAACUCGGCCGAUUUGAACGCUAAUAAUGAUAAUAGGAACAGUGGUAACAACCAGAACCCGGGGGAUAAUAGCGGUGGCGCAGAGUUGGCGGAGAGUGAAGCCGGAGGUGGAGGGGAUGGAGUUGGUUCCUGGCAGAAUGCAAAGUAUAAAGCUGAUAUCUUGGCUCAUCCGCUUUACGAGCAGUUGCUUUCAGCGCACGUCGCGUGCCUGCGCAUUGCAACUCCAGUCGAUCAGUUGCCGAGGAUUGAUGCACAGCUUGCGCAGUCGCAGCAUGUCGUCGCCAAGUACUCAGUACUUGGUCAUGGUAACCAGCAGCUCGUAAGCGACGAUAAAGAGCUUGAUCAGUUUAUGACACAUUAUGUUUUACUGUUAUGUUCCUUUAAAGAACAACUGCAGCAGCAUGUCCGUGUCCAUGCAAUGGAAGCAGUAAUGGCCUGCUGGGAGCUUGAGCAGUCUCUACAGAGCCUAACAGGUGUCUCACCAGGUGAAGGCACAGGCGCAACAAUGUCAGAUGAUGAUGAUGACCAGGCAGAUAGUGAUGCCAACUUGUUUGAUGGAAGCUUGGAUGGGACAGACAGUAUGGGUUUUGGUCCUCUUAUCCCAACAGAGAGUGAGAGAUCCUUGAUGGAACGCGUGAGGCAAGAGCUGAAGCAUGAUCUGAAACAGGGUUACAAGGAGAAAAUUGUGGACAUAAGGGAGGAGAUUCUACGCAAAAGAAGAGCAGGAAAACUCCCAGGAGAUACAACCUCCCUCUUAAAGGCCUGGUGGCAAUCACAUGCUAAGUGGCCAUAUCCAACAGAGGAGGAUAAGGCCAGGUUAGUUCAAGAAACAGGCUUGCAAUUAAAGCAGAUUAAUAACUGGUUCAUCAACCAGAGGAAGAGAAACUGGCAUAGUAACCCAUCAUCAUCCACUGCCCUGAAGAGCAAGCGCAAGAGAAGUAAUGCAGGUGAAAACAGUGGCGAACGCUUCCUGUAGCUGAUGUGCCAAAAUUAAGAUCCAAACACAGAUGAUCCAUCCAUGCUUUGCAAUCCAAUGGGUGAUCCAGCAUCAUAUAAUACAAUGUAGUGCAUAGGAAAGUACAGAAUACGACUGCUUGGUAAUACUGCAGGGUUGCACAUGGAGAUAUUGAUUUUGCUUUCACAGAGAAGAGGCUAUGUAGUGAGGCAGCUGUCUAGUAUUUACAAUUGGUUGGUUAGAAUAUCGAUCACUUCUGAUUGACAGGUAUGCUUACACUAGAAGCCACAGAGGUAUCUACAACGCAUGUAGUGCUAUCAAAUUAAGCAGCUCAAAUUUGAGAAUAUAACCUGUGGAACAGAAGCUACCUGUAUCUUUGAUCCUCUCCUUUUUUUCAUUUUCUUUCUCCCCCUCACUGCAUUGGCAGAUUUAAGAUUUUUAUUCUAUAUAUCUGUCAAUAAGAAUAGUUUACAGGUUGUGGGUGUAGAGUGUAAUAAUUUCUUGCAUGAUACUCCCAGCAGUUUUUAUUUUUUACUAGUGACCAUAGCGUGAUCAACAAUGUCUUUUUGUGGAGGUAAAGCUACAGCAUAAUACAGAGAUGAUUUAUAUAGUCUAUAUGUCAAAAAAAGUGUUUCUAAGCAAGCAACUAAUCUGCACUAUUUUCCA
Messenger RNA from Nelumbo nucifera (sacred lotus), 2232 nucleotides. RefSeq names its product homeobox protein knotted-1-like 3. Gene Ontology annotation, cellular component: nucleus. NCBI's taxonomy places the organism in Eukaryota, Viridiplantae, Streptophyta, Magnoliopsida, Proteales, Nelumbonaceae. Gene Ontology annotation, molecular function: DNA binding. Gene Ontology annotation, biological process: regulation of DNA-templated transcription. The record is from RefSeq and is a predicted model, not a curated record.